AUGGUGGUUAAAUUGCUUGGUAGACCUAUUGGAUAUAAAACUCUCUGUAAUAGAUUGGAUUCUAUGUGGAGUUUCACCCAAGGUUUUGAUAUUAUUAAUUUGGAAAAUGAAUUCUUCUUGGAUAAGUUCAAUAGUGGUUCAGAUGUUGAAACAGUAAUCACAGGAGGUCCUUGGGUUGUUCUUGGUCACUAUCUGUCGGUGCAAGCUUGGAAUCCAGAUUUUGAUUGUAUUAAUGGAAAGAUUCACUCUAUUCAUGCUUGGAUUCGUCUUCCUGGUAUGCCAAUCCAUUAUUAUAAUAAAAAAGUUCUGAGAUAUAUCGGUGAUGUGGUGGGCAAAGUUGUGAAGAUUGAUUAUUGUACGGAAGUGGUUGAACGCGGAAAAUUUUCUAGAAUAGCAGUAGAACUGGAUUUAAGCAAAUCUUUAGUGUCUCAAUUCAAUCUCGACGGGAAAGUUCAGUUUGUGGAGUAUGAAUGCCUCCCACGUAUUUAUUUUGAAUGCGGAAAAUUUGGACAUGUCAAAGUUCGCUGUCCGUAG
Messenger RNA from Mercurialis annua (annual mercury), 534 nucleotides. RefSeq lists its product as uncharacterized. The transcript has a single exon. The record is from RefSeq and is a predicted model, not a curated record. Lineage: Eukaryota; Viridiplantae; Streptophyta; Magnoliopsida; Malpighiales; Euphorbiaceae. Bases 1 to 534 code for a protein of 177 amino acids.